UAGACACGACUGACGGUCCUGGACGUCAUUCAUUACUCUGCCGACUGUAAUGAAUGCUUUAUUACAGCACCCCCUACCGACGGACUACUCAAAGCACUUAUUUAUUUUAUGUUUGUGAACGUUGAAGAUUGACAACAAACGGAUAUUUCUGAUAGCUACACAAAUCCUUUUGAUAGUGUUGUUAGUAUACAUUACCGACCGUUAGGCAGUGACCGCAUCACCUGCAGCCGGGGGAAAAAUCAAUGCGCCAUCUCAAAUUCGUGCAGCUUUCAGCCACGCGUUAGAGUCUGAUUACUCGUUUAAAGUAGUUAACAAACGUCCUAUUGUGGACCAAUAUACACCCAAAAUGAUUUGUUUAUGUGGUUGUGGUAAAUUAAACUCACUUCUCCAAAUGCCCAGAAGAUGGCGGUGAUGCGAAGCCAUGAGCCGACAGCUCGUGUCAAAGGAGGUGGGAUUUCCUCUCCUCCGCCUCAACAUCAUCUUUACUCUUCUGAGGGAUGUAUCGGCGUGCAGUGCACCUGUUUCAUGCUUUAUUUGGGUCAUCGGCCGCUGAAAUGCUCUGUGUUAACCGGUGUCACCAGCAGUAACCUCACGGAAAGGUUCAAACGACCUAUUCGCAGAAAGGCCUCGAUUAAGUGUGAUUUAGCUAGACAGAGGAUGUGUUGAUUUUCUAUUUCGGGGUGCAGCAGUGAGACAGCAUCUUUGCCGGUGACACAUCAUUAUCAGUACGAGUGGACAAGCCCUAUAGGAGACCAUGUCGGACAAAAGUGACCUAAAAGCAGAGCUGGAGCGCAAGAAGCAGCGCCUCGCCCAGAUCAGGGAGGAAAAAAAGAGAAAAGAGGAGGAGAGGAAGAAGAAAGAGGUAAGGAAAAAAUCAGAGAGCCAGCAGAAGACCGAGGCAACCCCAGAGGACUCAGACUUAGACCGUAAGCGCAGGGAGACCGAGGCCCUGCUACAAAGUAUUGGCAUUUCACCAGAGCCUCCACUAGUCCCGACCCCUGUGUCCCCAUCCAAAUCAGUGAGCACGCCCAGUGAGACGGGGAGCCAGGAUUCAGCUGAUGGGGGAGCCGCAGGCAGGUUUAGGUCAGGUUUCUCUAAAAACAAGUCACAACCACAAAGCUCAAGGACUCUGCAGUGGGACACAGACCCCUCUGUGCUGCAGCUGCAGGCUGAUUCUGAGCUCGGGCGGAGGAUGCAGAGGCUGGGGGCCUCCAAGAUCACACAGGUGGACUUCCUCCCCAAAGAGGUGGUCUCUUACUGCAAGGAGACACAAACGCCGCUGACCGCCCACCUAUCUGAAGUAGAGGAGGAAGAGGAAGAUGAGGAGAUGAUGGAGGCGAAGCCUGGCCCUGAAUCGGAGCAGCAGGACGAGGACGACAACAAGGAAAACAGAGAAGGCUCAUUCCCGGUGCUGCGGGAGCUGACGGAAGAGGAGAGGCAGCAGAUUCUUCACUCUUCUGAGUUUCAGAGUUUCUUCGACUGCAGCAUCCGAGUGAUGGAGAGAGCUCUGGCUGAAGAUGGUGACAUCUUCUUUGACUACAGUGGGCGAGACCUGGAGGACAAAGAGGGAGACCUGGCAGGCGGCUCCAGUCUGUCCUUCAGUAGGCUCUUCUAUGACGAACAUUGGUCGAAACAUCGUGUUAUCACCUGUCUUGACUGGUCCCCUCAGUAUCCUGAGUUGCUUGUUGCUUCCUACAACAACAACGAAGAUGCUCCCCAUGAACCGGAUGGCGUCGCCCUAGUGUGGAACAUCAAGUUUAAGAAGGCCACACCAGAGUACAUUUUUCACUGUCAGUCUCCAGUGGUGUCUGUGGGCUUUGCCAGGUUUCAUCCCAACCUGGUGGUGGGGGGAACUUACUCGGGGCAGAUCGUCCUGUGGGACAACCGCAGUCACCGUCGGACCCCCGUCCAGAGGACUCCCCUGUCUGCUGCUGCACACACUCACCCUGUGUACUGCGUGAACGUGGUCGGCACCCAGAAUGCCAACAACCUGAUCACUGUGUCUACAGACGGCAAGAUGUGCUCUUGGAGUCUUGACAUGCUCUCCCAGCCUCAGGAGACCAUGGAACUGGUGUACAAUAAAUCCAAACCGGUGGCGGUGACAGGCAUGGCUUUCCCCACGGGAGACGUUAACAAUUAUGUGGUGGGGAGUGAGGAGGGCACUGUGUACACCGCAUCCAGACAUGGCAGUAAGGCAGGUAUCUGUGAGAUGUUCGAGGGCCACCAGGGGCCGGUGACAGGUAUCAGCUGUCACAACGCGGUGGGCACUGUUGACUUUUCCCAUCUUUUCAUCACAUCAUCUUUCGACUGGACCGUCAAACUCUGGAGCACUAAGGUAUCCCAGCCUUUAAGAACAACUACGGAGAGAGGGAUAACGGUGAUGAAGAAAAAGAGAAAGGAAUGAGAGAGACAGGGAGACAGAGAGAGAGAGAGAGAGAGAGAGAGAGACUGCAUUCUUUCAUUUGCUCUUCCAGCCAACCUGUCUCCUCUCCUCAACCCCUCCCACUCUACCUGUCAGGAAUGCAGUUUGUAAGCCUCUGGAAUCCUAACAGCCGGUCUGAGAGAUAGGGACGCACGCACACACACACACACACACACAAACAUCAUUUGUAUUAAGCUUUAUACACAUUAUAGCGAGAAAAACAAGGCUCUUGCGCCGUGCAGAUUGUUGGGAUGACUGGAGAAAUAUUAAGAAAUACUUAUUAUUAGUUUCUGACUAUUUGAGAGUAUCAAAGUGAGAGUUGAUACCGGUUGACAGCCCUCAACUCAAGCAGUGUGCAGCACAAUAAUGGAGGAGGUGUGUGCUUUGGUACGUUUCACUCUGAUCAUAAUGUAGACUAAACUGACUACAAGAGAAAUUAUCCUCACCAUGCCUCUCUUGUCAUGUGGUCACUAGUUUACAAGAGCAGAGCAGAAAAUACAAUUAUUACAGGUGUAUCAGUAUCGGCCAAUAAGAAACAAGGAAUUCUACUAUAGAAAAUGCUAGUUUCUCCAUUAUAUAGUUUGUCCACCAGAGAGCACUGACAAGUUUUUUUUCCAACUGUAAAAUAUCCUCACUCAGUAUAUCAUAGUAACAGUUUUUUGAAAAACAAAUUUAAGAGAUCCUUGUCAAAAACGGUUGUUUUAUGUCCUAUAAAUGGUCUGCGUUCAUGUAGCGUGUUUUAUCCACAGUUCAUUCACACACAGCUGCCAGCAUCUGGAAUUUGGGGUUCAGUGUCUUGCUUGUGGACACUUCCACAUACGGACAGAAGUAGCCAGGGAUCAAACCUGCAAUCAGUGGACGACCCGCUCUACCUGCCAAGCUACAGUCACCCCCCCCUCAUGUGUGUUUUUGUUGAUCUGUCAUGAUCAGAUUAUUUAAACUUUCAAACAUCAAUAUCGGCCUCCAAUAUCCAGUUUCUGUCAGACUCCACACCCACAUCCUAUUUCCAAAGCCUCUUCCUCUCUGUCCACUGUCCACCCCCUCCUUCUCCUCCUCUUUCCCAUCUCUUUCCCAUCUCUCUCUCUCUCUCUCUCUCUCUCUCUCUCUCUCUUAGACAGCUGUUGUGUUGAGGUUACAGUACACCUUGUGGAGGGGCCCUCCCUUUCAUCUCUCCCAGCGGUUUUAUGGCGCUGUGUGAAUGUGCUAGGCUUUUUAAUUAGGCUCUGCACCCAGACAGGCCCCAAGGCUGAGGCAGCGCCACUCUGUCUGAAGCUCACUCACUCCCUCUCUCCAUUCCUUCUCUCUCUCUCUCUCUGUCUUUCCUUUCCUUUCUAUCUCUAGUGUGUCAUCUACUAUAAUCCCUAACUGUCUUUCUCUCUUUCUCUGCAGUUCUGCUUCACACCAUCAUAAACCUUUUCUUUGUC
Molecule: messenger RNA, 3846 nt
Organism: Thunnus maccoyii (southern bluefin tuna)
Lineage: Eukaryota; Metazoa; Chordata; Actinopteri; Scombriformes; Scombridae
Gene: dync1i1a
Product: cytoplasmic dynein 1 intermediate chain 1
Exons: 16
Coding region: 755-2404 (549 amino acids)
Biological process (GO): transport along microtubule
Cellular component (GO): cytoplasmic dynein complex
Molecular function (GO): dynein heavy chain binding; dynein light chain binding
Source: RefSeq, a predicted model, not a curated record